UGGGGCUGUGACGGACAGUGGGCUCUGACAGGCAGAGGUGCAGGGCCGGGGACGGGGAUAGGGACGGGGUGGUGGAUGCACAGCCCCUCUCUGGCGCGUGUCGGACGGUUCGGGAGGACGCUGGGACGCGCAGGGGGCCGCAACCAUGGCGCAAGCCGCCAAGCAGCUCCGCAAGAACAAGGAGCUAGAUGCUCUCGCAGCGCAGGAGCAGAAAGAGAAGGAGGAUGAGAAGAACAAGAAGAGGAACCGCUCCAGGGACCGCAGACGCAAGGCUGACGUGGUGCAGCGCUGGCUUGUCGAUCAGGACAGUAGCGUGGUCCCAGGCCGGACAGCCAGGGGAAUCUGGCGCUUUGAUGACAGAAGCGCACCUAGGCAGGUGCUGCAUGACGUGUGCGUCUCCCCCGCGUGAGCAGAGGGCCUGCUGGGUUUGUGAGAAAGGGAAGAUGGCCGCCCUGAAACGGAGAUCCUUGCUGUCCUGCUGCGGCUCUUGCUCUGUUCGUCUGCCAUUCUUACCGUGCUUCUGUGUGUUCGUUUAGUCCUUUUGUUUUGCCAUGAGUUCAUUUACUUUAACGUAAUUUUGAUUUGUGUAUCUGUAUAUGUGUCUGUGUGUGUGUGCGUGUAUGUACCUGUAUGUGUCUAUCUUUGUGUGUGUAUAUUUGUGUGUAUGUGUGUGUUGAUGUGAGUGUGCAUGUGUGUGUGUGUGUGUGUGUGUUCACAUGGGUGUGUAUGUGUAUGUGUCUAUCUUUGUGUGUGUAUGUGUGUGUGUGUGUUGAUGUGAGUGUGCAUGUGUGUGUGUGUGUUCAGGUGAAUGUGUCUGUGUGUGUAUGUGUGUGUGUGUGUGUGUGUGUGUGAGUGUGUAUGUGUGUGUUCACAUGGGUGUGUAUGUGUGUGUGUGUUCACGUGAGUGUGUGUGUGUGUGUUAACACAUGUGGAAAGGUAAGAGAGGAGAGAGAAGGGGGAUUGAAAUGGAGAUAAUCUGCCAUCCGUUACUCACAUGGUAAGUGGAAUGUCUUAAACACAGCUGUCUGCUGAGUGGGCUCUCUUCACUCUGCAUCUCCCUCAGACCUCUCCUCUCCUCCUAGCCUCUCUACCGCUCCUCUACCUCCCCUCUCCUCUCCUCCCCCUCUCCUCUCCUCUCCUUUCCCUCAGACCUCUCCUCUACCUUCCCUCUCCUCUCCUCUCCUCUCUCCUCUCCUCUUCCUCAGACCUCCCCUCUCCUCCCCCUUUCCUCUCCUCUGUCCACUCUCACCUCUCCUCUCCUGUCUCCUCUCCUCUCUCCCCUCUUCUUCUCUCUCCCCCCUCUCUCCUCCCCCUCCUCUCCUCUCCCCUCCCAUUCUCGCUCCUCCCCUCUCUCCUCUUUCCUCUCCCACCUCCUCCCUCCACUCUCUUUUCCUCUCUCCUCUCCCCAUCUCUCCUCUCCCCCUCUCUUUUCCUCUCUCCUCUCCCCUUCUCUCUUCUCCCCUCUCCUGACCUCUCCCCCUCCCCCUCUCCUCUCCCUUCUCCGCCCUCCUCUCGUCUCUCCCCCUCCUCUUCUCCUGCAAAUCGCUCUUUUUCUCUCUUCAAGUCACCCUUUACAAUCGCUGUUCUUCCCUAUAGGUAUGUGUUUGUGGAGGCCUUACUGUCUUUGUGUCCGUAGUUGCAUUUGGUCUGUACAUUGGUGUGUGUGCCUAUACCUGUGUUUCUGUAUUUCUGUGGAAAUUUGUGUGUACCAGCAUAUAUGUUGAGAUACAGUGUUUUUAAAAAUGUGUUUGAAAAACCUUGUGUGUGCAGUACAUUUGUACAUGGAAUUCCUCACGUUAUUCCAGAACACUGUGGCUUUUUCCAGAACACUGUGUAUACCAAGCUUCUCCCAUAAGCUUAUGUUGCAUUAAUGAAAGACUGCCCUUCCUCUGGAACAGCAAUAUGUAGGACACUCAUCCUCCUGUAGGGGGUGCUGAUGUCCAUCCUGGAUUCUAAGAUGCUGAUCCACUGAUAUGUUUACAUGGUCUUUAUAGCUUGGCCUAUUUAAAUCAUUCUUUAAACCACAUCCAUGCUCAGAUACAUUAGAGAUGUUGGGCAUUGUUUUGUAACUAACCAAAAAAAAGUGAAUAUAAGUGUGUGAAUGCAUGUAUGUGUGCGUGCAUGUGUAUACUGUGUAUACAUGUGUGUGGAUGUCUGUGUGUGUGUAUGUGUGUGUUCAUUACAUUACAUUGUGUUUAGCAGAUACUUUUAUCCGAAGUGACAUACAAAUAUGUGCUUAUCAAAGUCAUUAGAACAUACAGCAGGUUAGAUAAGCUACAGUACACAAAGAAACUGUGAUACAGCCAUGAACAAAAUUCCCAGUACACCUAGCAAACAGGCCAUAUGAAGAAAUAUAAAUGCAGUAUACAAAUAUAUAAUAUACAAAUUCAACUGCAACUAGAUUAGACUACAAAAAGCUAAAAAUUCAGGCGGGUGAACAAACAAAUGCAUGUAUGAGUGUGUGUGUGUGUGUGCAUGCAUGUGUGUAUGCAUGAGUGUGUGUAUGUGUGCGUGUAUACUGUGUUCCUGCGUGCUUUUGUGUGUGUGUGUUUGUGUGUAUAUGUCUCCCUGAUUGAUGAGGAGAUUGACAAGAUCAUGUUGAUGAGUUGAUCAACAUGGUUAUGGUGAAGGGAUCAUUUUAGUGGUUAGGCAGAUGUGAAGUGAGAUGUGAUAUAUCCAACCCUGUAAAUGUGUGUUUUAACCUACUUUUAACCUAUAUUUACUUUAUAGGUUAUUAGUUACAGAGUAUUAGUUAUUCACAUAUUAAGGACAAUGUGCACUAUGCUUUGUGUGUAUUCACAUUCAUCUUACACACCAAGCAUAGUGCAAAUUGUCAUUAAUAUGCUUGUCACUAAUUGGAGGAAUGUGUCUCAGUCUGAAUGUAUGUGUGUGUGUGCUCAGCAAUACAGUACAUACUGUAGAUGAAUGUAUUUGUAUUUGAGUGUCUAUAACAUGAACAGCCCUUCACCAUUCCAGACAGCUAUAGUGUACUCAUAUUAAUUCCCCAAUUCUACUAUGAUGAGGAUAUUCAUAAAAUAUGAAACCUGCCACAAGGUUUCCAACCUCCCUGAACAUACACCCUUUUAAUUCAGUCAGUACCAAUUACAUCUGUUUACUGGAUUGCUACGAGAUCAGCGUACACAUACACACGCACACGCUGCUCCAGGAGAUGUGUUUAAUCAGCAAAGCGAUGUUCAGAUGCACGCAGAGAUGGCAGAUACACCCGGUGAUAUCGGACAUACAUGAAGGUACCGGAAUAAAUUGCGAAAUUACAUCAGGUUUAAUGAUGUAUCGAUGUAUGAUUCUCUCAUUCUCUCACUCUAUCACCCCUUCUCUCAGUUACGAUGUUAUCUCUUCCUCUCCAUGUGCGUGAAGCACAUUUGUCUUCUCAUGGGGCUGAAGGAGGA
Molecule: messenger RNA, 3407 nt
Organism: Conger conger (European conger)
Lineage: Eukaryota; Metazoa; Chordata; Actinopteri; Anguilliformes; Congridae
Product: ankyrin-3-like
Exons: 3
Coding region: 146-409 (87 amino acids)
Source: RefSeq, a predicted model, not a curated record